Photinus pyralis (common eastern firefly) is the source of this 994-nucleotide messenger RNA. Its product is annotated as protein takeout-like. The transcript is spliced from 5 exons. The record is from RefSeq and is a predicted model, not a curated record. NCBI's taxonomy places the organism in Eukaryota, Metazoa, Arthropoda, Insecta, Coleoptera, Lampyridae. The coding region runs from base 3 to 743 and encodes 246 amino acids.
UCAUGUUUAGUGCAAUACUCUUCGCCGCACUUCUGUCGUUUUCUGGCGCGGGGAAGCUUCCUGCCAAUCUCAAGGUGUGCAAACGUACCGAUCCCAAUAUAAAUGAGUGCUUCCGUGAUGCUGUUCAAGACUCGUUGCCCAAAAUCAAAGCUGGUAUACCCGAGCUGAAUUUUCCACCAUUUGAACCCUUUGAAAUUCCCAGUAUGUCGAUACAAGCCGGCCACAGCGCGGUACAAGUCGUCCAAAACUACAAGAACUUGAAGCUCCACGGACUGUCCGAGUCCAUUGUCGAUGAUGCUAAGUUGGAGCACUCCGAGGACGGUUUCAAGGCGGAAAUGGACGUCACAAUUCCCACUGUACGAGCCGAGGCCGACUACGAAGUCCACGGACAACUACUUAUGCUUCCGAUAACCGGAAGCGGAAAAUCCAGCCUAUUAUUCAAGGACUCGAAAGCCACGAUCCUAAUGGUCGGCAAAAAAAUAGAGAAAAAGGGCAAAACGUACUUGGAGGUGAGCGAGCUGAAGGUCGACUUUGUACCGAAGGUAGGAGAAUUCCACUUCGACAACCUUUUCAACGGCGAUCAAGCGCUCGGAGAUUCCAUGAACAAGAUGAUCAAUGAGAACUGGAAGGAACUCUUCGAGGAGAUCAAGCCUGGGUUUGACGAGAUUUUCUCGAAACUAUUCCAAACCACUGCGAAUAGUAUAUUUACCAAGAUUGCGGGGGAUGACAUGUUUCCGGUUUAAUUUUGAAUGAGCGCGUAUAAUUUUGUAGCACUAUGUAUAAUGUUAAAAUGUUUCUGUAUUGUUCUAAGGUACGCGAGCCACGAACAUCCAAGUCUUUCCAGAGCACUCACAGCAAUGGAAGUUUUCCUAAACCUCACUGUUCACGAUUUCCUUUAACUUUCUUAUAAUAAGCUUAGAUUGACAGGAGAAACAUUUUUUUCUCCUAUUCUCUUUUGAAUACGAUUUUCCAACUGUUUGCACUUUGUGUAUUU